Molecule: messenger RNA, 3930 nt
Organism: Naegleria lovaniensis
Lineage: Eukaryota; Heterolobosea; Eutetramitea; Acrasida; Naegleriidae
Exons: 3
Coding region: 1-3930 (1309 amino acids)
Source: RefSeq, a predicted model, not a curated record
AUGGUACGCACUAGAAGAAAGGAAUAUGCUGAUUCGAAGGAGGACGACGACAAAACCUCCCGAAGUACUUCGCACAAAAGAGGCAAGAAAUACACAGAAUACGAUAGUACGGAAGAAGAAGAUUUCUUUGAAGAUUGUUACGAUAUGAUCGAUUCUGAAACAGAGAUAUUGUCAGAAGAAGAGGAAAAGAAGAGAAAACAAGCAAAAGUACGUGUUCCGAAAAAGAAAAUCAAAAAGAGUACAGAAGAGCGAUUGAAACAAGUGGUAGGAGAAGACAAUUCCCAAAAUAUGAAAGAGGGAGAAGCGGCAGUAGAUCAAGAAGACGAUGACAAUGAUGAAUCAGGCGGUUCUUCCUCGUUCAACACCAAAAGAUUAUUGGACGCUCGUUCAAAGAAAGCGAAACGAAUGGACUGGGAACAAGGUUUUUUCUAUUUGCCCAAGUUCGAUUGUUAUUUACCAAGACAUCUCUUGCAUUCAAUUUUGGGUUAUUUACCUGCAUUCCCUUAUUAUUUGACAAUAAGACUUACAAGUCAACAGUGGCUUGAUGAUUUUGAAAAUGUGAUGUUUCAAGAACUAAAAGAAUUGGAUUUAGUUCAAAGAAAUGAGUCGCCAGAAGCCACCAUCAAAUAUCGAUACCCAUGGUACAAUCCACAAGUGUCAACAAGAAUGAACAAUGAUUGUAUUAGAUUCCUUGGAGUUCUAUUCCCAAACAUUGAGAAGUUAAUUUUACCUUCCGUGGAUGAGAAAUUGCGAGUACCCCAAAAAUUGCUAGCCAGUUUUCCCAAGCUUGAGACCGUUCAGAUAUUUUACCUUCCACCAUUCCAUACAUGGAGAACUUGUUACAGGCAAGAUAUAAUUAACGUUCAACAUUUAGAAAACGCCUAUUUUCAAAACUUUGCCAAGAUUUAUAUGGUUAAAUCUGAAAACUCAACGCUGGUUUCAAUACCCAGUCACACAACAAGUGAAGAAAUCAUGAAUAUCCUAAAGUAUUUUGUUGAGACUGAGAGAUUUUCUUUAGACAAGACAAGAAUUAUCACUUCAUUACAUCCUACUCACUUUAGUACUUCAUUAAUUGAUUACAUUUUACAGGUAAACGAAAAACAACAAAACGCCGGCUAUGAACCCAUUACCUUUACUGAAGACGACAUUAGACCAAGUUUUAGCUCUAUAUUUGUUGGAUUACUUGAUCCUAUCAUGGACUAUAUGUUGGAAACACAAUUCUUUAAGAAAUUAACGGCUACUGGAAGUAUCAUUCGUCCUAGUGUUGUGAAUACCAUACUUGGUUCUAUAAUUUCAGUGAAAAUUGCCAAACUUUUAUUCGAGCAAGCAGAGUGGCCUUUUGUUUUUGAUGAUGCCCAGAAUCCAUUGUUGUUCAUAAUUAAUAACGCUAGAAAUACCAUUGUUGCUUCAGAAUUGAUUUCGUUCUUUUGUAAAUUGAAACCUCAGUUGAUAUCUUUGGGUGAUGAGAAUGGUAUUAUUGGUAACAACAAGGCAUCGUUGAACAUUCUAAAUGUCUAUCUAAGCAUGAAUAAGGCACUCAAAGCUGACGACCUCAUUAUUGAAGCACUUCAUAGCAAUGGUGCUGACAUUACUGCUGUAUGUCCAAGCACGGGUAACAAUUUAUUGCAUACAUGUCCUUUUUCAGAAUACUUGUCACAGCAUCUUCCAAAAGAAUACUUUUUAGCCAAAAACAAUCGAAACUUCAAUCCUUUGGAGCGACUUUUGAAACGUAUUGAAGUUGACAAUGAUAUUCCUGAAGAAAAGGUCGAGCAAGCAAUUAGAGCAUUCUGCAACGCCUACAAAAAGUUCAACAUUUCUUUGAACGAUUUGGUGUUUGAAAAUGAAAUGAGUUUGUUACACAAAAUCAUUACACUGCACAAACCUUUUGCCAUUCCUGAGCUUGUGAGCGCUGGUCUGGAUGCCAACAAAAUUGAUCAUCAGGGAAAAACGCCUCUCCAUCUUAUUAUUGAAAUGUGCUCUGAUGAGGGCUCUCGAUUUUUCACAGCGUGUGAAAAGUUAAUAGAAGUCAUGGACGUUGCAUUGAUUAACAAGGAAGACAAAUCUGGCAAGACCGCUCUUUGCUACUUAUUGGAGCGGUAUACACCUCUUCCUGUUGGCAACUCCUUUUUUACAUUCAACGUUGCUGACACUCAAGACAGCCAUCUCAAAGUAAUAGCGCUACUGCUUGCAAAAGGAGCCGAUUUAAACCGUUCAAUUCAAGCCAUGGAUGGCGAUGGCUUUGUAAAGGAUAACUUUGAACUCAAUAGAGGGCUUGUGUUGGCGUCUUGGCUUUUUUCAGCUCCUCUAGUUGCACCAGAUACACUUGGCAAAGUUCUCAAAUAUUUGGAUAACUUGAAUGAAUUGCUAGUCUCCCCUAUUGACCUGCAAGGUGUUAACAUUUCACCAUUGUGUGUCAUGCUUUCUGCAUGGACACACAAUAACCCAAAAGUUUCCAAUAUGCAACAAGUAUUUCAAGGAGAUUACCCCGUACUUGACAAAGAAUUGCUGAAGAAGAGUAUUGUAACAGUGAAUGGCAAACAAGUGGACCCUGUUUUGUACGUUCUAUUCAGCAGACCGUUUAAUGCCAACAAUUUAUGGCGUGCCAUUGAAGCCCUAAUGUUCGUACCUGUCCAAGCUAACACGGGGAUGUGGUGGAUACAUCAAGAGUGCAAUGAAGCCGAUCUUUGCAAUUCAUUGCUUCGGUAUCAAUAUGAAGAUGAUGAAUUUGGAACAAUGAACAUCCUUCACAUUGUUUGCAAGACCGAGAACAAAGUUCUGUUGGAGAAUCUCUUAAACAUGCUGAAACGACACAAUUUACCGCAAUUGUCUACACUAUUAGUCUCAAAAACAUCAAAAGGUCAUGAUGUGCUUGAUAUUAUCAGCCAAUGUGGAUGCUAUACUUCUGGAAUAUCAUUGAUGAAUUAUGCUGAAAGUUUAAGCACUCAGAUGAAUUGGUCAAAACAAAAUUUGAGAACAGCAUUUUGCAAUUACAAGUACAAGCUUUGCUUUUUGAUAUUGUGUGAGCAUGACGAAUUGGUGGACGAAUUUUCUUUGGACGAAUUAAUGGAAAUAUGUAUCGGAUAUACCAUAGAGUCUGACGAAUACCAGAAAGAUUUCCAAGUCAGCGUUAUUGACAUGCUUGAACAUAUUUUCAAACACACAAAACAAGACAAAAACUCUAAACUCAACAUACUUACAAAGCCCCUCACUAUUACUCGAAUCAAACCAGCAAAGAAUUUAUAUGAAAAGUUCUCUACACGACGAGCAUUAGGAACUGCUUUGAAUCAGGCAAUGUCAACCUGUGCAAGGAUUUCUCAAUCGGUCGAAACAGAAACCGUUCGCCGCGAACUAUCUUGGUUGGAACUUAGUUAUUGGAAAGGUUUGAAUUAUUUGGUAAUCUACAUCCUCCACAAUGACACAUCCUAUAGAAAGAAGAAACAAAUCCUUACUAAUUGUAACUUGGAUCAAUCCAAGAUUAUUGAAUGGUUGACAAGAAAGAUCAAUCCUAAAGGCGCUAGCAUAUUACACUUACUUUGUGAAGAUCCUCCUUGUGGGCGCUCGGUUUAUUCGAUGAAUUCGAUCAAGCACGAAUUGCUCGAGGACGUACUGAAAUUCCUUUCCAAAACAGACCAAUUUGAUGAAGUGGUGAACAUACAGGAUGAUAAUGGAGAAAGCCCACUAUUUUAUGCCAUUAGAAAUCAAAAUGGUUGGGAGCAAUUGCUAAGACUGAGCGAUCUUAAAUUGAAGAAUAAGGACGGAAAAACUGUUGACCAAUGUCACGACGUCACAUUUUGCGCUCAUUAUUUCGAGAGCAGCAGUGACGACGAAGAACAGAAAAUGAAAGAUGAAGAAGAGGAAAAGAAAGUUGUUGCCACAAAGAAGAAACAAACAGGCACAACCAAAACCAAAAGACAAACCAAGAAAAAGUAA